Messenger RNA from Fraxinus pennsylvanica, 312 nucleotides. The record is from the annotation of a GenBank genome assembly. NCBI's taxonomy places the organism in Eukaryota, Viridiplantae, Streptophyta, Magnoliopsida, Lamiales, Oleaceae.
AUGGGAAAUUGCUUCAGAAAAGAAUCCUCAAUGCAGUGGGGUGGUGAAGAUUGGGGCUCUUUCGAUUCCAAAACUCAUACAAAUCUAUACAGCAACUCGAUGGAUAUUGCAGAAGCAAAGAGCCCUUCUGCAGAAACAGGAAGAGAAGUCAAAAUCAAAAUCUCCAAGAAGCAACUGGAGGAGCUUUUAAGCAGGGAAAAUAGUCAGGGACUAUCAGUACAGCAAAUUCUAACACAAUUAAUGAACGUCAGUGAUGGAUUUGAGACUCAUCAACGGUCCUGGAAGCCUGCCCUGCAAAGUAUACCUGAAUGA